Molecule: messenger RNA, 1631 nt
Organism: Drosophila takahashii
Lineage: Eukaryota; Metazoa; Arthropoda; Insecta; Diptera; Drosophilidae
Source: RefSeq, a predicted model, not a curated record
AUGGAGGAGGCAUCAGCCGGAUCAAAGACUCAGUUGACAGAGCCGUUGCUCCUGGCCGCCAUUCUAGCUGCUCGCUGUUUUGGUAGUGGCUCUUCCAGACGAACGCUCGCUUUGGCCUGCGACGAGGCGAUGGAAUCGACGCCGGGGCUCAAAAACAAUAGAUAUGGCUAUAGGAGCACGGCGGACAACAGCAACAACUACGACGAUUACAACUACAAGUGGGAGCUAGGGGAUGGGAAUGGGGAUGCGAAUGUGGAUGCUGAUGGCAUUGCAGAUAGCAACGAGGACGACAACAAUGACAACUAUAACUACAACAAAGCACCGGCCAAAUGGCAGCAGCAGCAGCAGCAAAAACUCUACGGAAAUCCCAUCCACAGCAUAUACGACAGGCAGCAACAUCUACAACGGCAGCAGCAACAUGAGCAGCAACAGCAACAGCAAUUGGAACAACAGCAACAGGGACAGUUUGAUGAUGAUCCAGAGAAUGCUCGCAAUGACUUCCGUCUGCAAUUGUCCAACUUAAAUGCGGCCGUUCAAGGUGUGGGCAGGUUUGCUGUUGCCCAGGAACAGUACCAAGACCAGGACAACAGCAACAUCAAUAGCAAUAGCAAAACCAACAGCAACAUCAACUGGCUGCAACCACCGGAGCAGGAGCAAUUGUUGCUGGCACGUCGCAGCCGCAGCAGCAACAUCAACCAAAGGGCAGCCAUGGAUGAAACAGGAGCGGGAGAACCAGGUCAGCCGGAGUACCCCGACAAUAAGUUCCCAACUGGCGUUCUCGAUGACGUGGACAUUGAGGGCGAGGAGGAUUAUGCGGGUCAGGUCGAGGAUGCGGACGAGCUGAGUGCCAAUCUGCCCUACGGGAUCCAGAAUGUGCGCAAGCGCCGCGUUCGCAGUGUGAUGCCUUCGGUUCCGUUUCUCGGUCCCAAUCCCAGUGCAGAUGGGGUAGUAACCUAUCAGUCGCUGUGCCCCACGAAUCGCGUGACCGUGAAGCUGGAGAGUGGCGACUACCGACCCAACCACUACGUGGAGGUGACCUGUGCCCACAGCUACUCGCCGCAGCCCUCGAGGACCCACAACUACGAGUACGGUUACAGGGGCAAUGAACUGCUCCGAGCUCUGCUCUCCGAACGCGGCGAGAAGCGGGAGAUUUGCUCAGCGACGGGCUUCUCGUGCAUCCAGCUCAACCGCACCAUCCACCUGAUUCGGCUAAACGACGCCUCCGGCUGCUGGGAAUCGGAGACGCGGACCGUUCCCUCCGGCUGCGAGUGCAUGUGGCCGAAGCACAGCUACGGCGACAUAGCCUUCUACCACCAGGCGCAGAAGAGACGGGGAGGCGUGUCCGGUCUGCGACCCCAUGCCCCCAUCAAUGUGGACUACAAGCCGGGAGUGGGCUACCGCCAACUGACGCUGAGGACGAGGAAUCCUAAGGCAGCACCACGCAGUCGACGCGAGGAUUUGGGCUACGAGAGCUACGAGUUCAACUAGUUAUGUUCAACUAGUUUUUUCGUGGUUUAGCAACUAAGUUUGAUCCGCAUAAAUUAUUUUUCGCUUUAGCCUAGCAUUUAGUCAAGAGAGAGUGCCCUCAGUAAUGAAGUAUAAAAUAAACAAACUACAAUGGAGCAACAAAA